AUGUCCAUCUUCCUCGUUGCCCGCUUCAAGGCCAAGGACGAGGCCGCGUCAGCCAAGGUCGAGCAACACCUCAAGGCGGUCCGCGACCACGCCUUGAGCGACAAGGAGCCUGGAUGCUCGUUCUACAACCCCACCCGUGGUAGGGACGACCCCCUCGACUGGCACGUCUACGAGGAGUACGCCGAUCAGGCUGCCAUCGAUGCACACAUGGCGGCCCCCGUUUUCCAGGCGUUCGCGGCCGACGCUCCCAACCUCAUCACCGGCGGCAUCGGCGGCAUUGACAUGAAGUUCUACAAGAACGUUUAG
Molecule: messenger RNA, 306 nt
Organism: Cutaneotrichosporon cavernicola
Lineage: Eukaryota; Fungi; Basidiomycota; Tremellomycetes; Trichosporonales; Trichosporonaceae
Exons: 3
Coding region: 1-306 (101 amino acids)
Source: RefSeq, a predicted model, not a curated record